Purpureocillium takamizusanense is the source of this 1179-nucleotide messenger RNA. RefSeq names its product Oxidoreductase (gene MIA40). The transcript has 3 exons. Gene Ontology annotation, cellular component: mitochondrial intermembrane space. Lineage: Eukaryota; Fungi; Ascomycota; Sordariomycetes; Hypocreales; Ophiocordycipitaceae. Gene Ontology annotation, biological process: protein import into mitochondrial intermembrane space. Gene Ontology annotation, molecular function: protein-disulfide reductase activity. The record is from RefSeq and is a predicted model, not a curated record. The coding region runs from base 60 to 983 and encodes 307 amino acids.
UUCCUUUCUCACCACCACCCUUUUCCUUGCUUCAGCAAUCUUCACAUUUGGUGCGCAUAAUGUAUCGCGCGGCUGUGCGGUCGGCUUCCCGCCAGGCCCUGGGCGGCAUGUCCAGGGCUACCGGGCGCGUGGCCCCCCGACGAUUCGCCUCGACGGCGUCUGCUGCCGAUAAGCCGAGGAGCUGGAAGAGCUCUGCGCUGCGAUGGGGUCUUGCCGUCGGUGCCGUGUACUAUUACAACACCAGUUCUGUCUUUGCGGAUGAGGCUACCGUGCAAAGAACAGUGCCCGCCCCUUCCGCGUUUGCCGAGUCCGACCUGCCGACCGUCGACGCCGUGAUCGAGGAGAAGCGGAAACAAGUCAAGGUCAAGGCUGAGAACGCCGCACCGCCCGCGACGCAGACGACGCCUGAGAAAGCCUCGACCGAACCGCAGAAGCAGCCUGACUCCGAAGACGCGCAAAGCACUGCAGCCCUCGAAGGCGGCCCUGCUGCCCUAGAGGAGGAGGCCGGGCAAGAAGGGGCUUUCAAUCCGGAGACGGGCGAGAUCAACUGGGACUGCCCAUGCCUCGGCGGCAUGGCUCAUGGGCCCUGCGGCGAGGAGUUCAAGACGGCCUUUAGCUGCUUUGUCUACUCGAACGAGGAGCCCAAGGGCAUGGAUUGUAUUGAGAAGUUCCAGGGCAUGCAAGAAUGCUUUCGAAAGUAUCCCGAGGUCUACGGCUCCGAGCUGACCGACGACCCUGCGGACGAGGAGGCCGGCAGCAGCGCGGCGCCGACAGAAGGCGAUGCGGCGGCCGUCCGAGACGCACACCCCGAGCCUGCCACCAAGGUACCCGAAUCCGACACGCAGCACGUGCCUGCAGUGACGGCCGUCGACGAUGCGGCGCCAGUAUGGGAGGACGCGCGAGCCGCCAACGAUGUUGUUGAGAAGAAGCACGAGGAACAGGCCUCCAAGGAGGCACAGCCUGAGGGCCAGAAGAAGGAAUAGAAGCCGGAUAGGCCGAGACGACAUAUCGGAGCACGCUCGAACGAGCUGUGCCAUGUACUACACGGCAUGCCAUACACGCAUGUCUGUAUCAUCAACGCUGUAUGAGACGGCAAGCGUAUAUAAAGAGGCUACAAAAUAGAAGGCUCAAACCACUCUAAAUAAAUCGAUCCAUGUCAUGGGCAGAUCAAAUGACGGC